AUGCCUACAAAAUCUAAAAAGCCGUACGCGCUUACGCUCCGUCUUCUCUCCAGUUUUGACGAUAUUUUAACAGACGUUCUCGUUGAUAAACUUUAUUAUUGGACAACUAUUCGGAAGGUUCACCCUAGGUACCAGUCGAAUCGAACUAUUAAGGACAAAUUGGUUGGGGAUAUCAUUCGCACCAAUGUUUGCGUCGGGCGAAACGUUCAGGCGGCAACGGAUAGGCUGCUUCAGAUCGAUGGCAUUCAAAAAUUCUGUCAGAAGCUCCGACCCGAGGAAAAGGCAGACUUCAUAAAGCACGUAAAGCGAUAUGUGGAGAUAUACCACCCGGACGCGACAUAUGAGGUCACCACCACCAAUCGGUAUACGCUGAAGACCCAUGAGGCUAGUGUCCUCGCUCGGGUCCCCAUUCCGAAGGGGGAUACCAUCAGAUACCUCUCCGGCGUCAUGGUCACGAUGACCAAGGAAGAAGAAGCCGAAUUCAACGAAGCCUCGAAUCGGGAUUUCUCGAUCAUUCAUAGUUCACGAAAGGCCGGGGCCCAGAUAUUCCUGGGUCCCGCCCGAUUCGUGAACCAUGAUUGUUCGCCAAAUUGCCGAUUCCAGAGUGCCAGCAAGAGCACGGUAAUGUUCAAGGCCCUCCGGGAUAUUGAGCCCGGUGAGGAGCUGACGGUCUACUAUUCCGACGACUACUUCGGCUACAAGAAUGCCGAGUGUCUGUGCCAUACCUGUGAGAGGGAGAUGAGGGGUGGGUGGGCGAAGAGUGUGGGGUAUAUGGCCAACAUUACCCCUAGUAAGCGAGCAUACGAGGAGGCCAAGGACGAGGAUGACUAUGCUGGCCGCGCGAAGAAGCGGGCCAGAAAGUCCCUACCAACCCCAGCCCUUAGCACGGGCGAUGACGCCUCACCAAAAGCAAGCUCGCCGCCGGCGCCAAAUUUCCUGGCCACGGUUACCACGGAGGUGACACCAGCUGUCACUCCGUUGGAACCAGCCGAUACCCCACAGCCCAUAGCCGGGAUCGUGUUGGUUGUCCCACCAUUGGAAACAAGCAAGACUGACCCAAUGGGGGUCAGUCUGCUUACCCCAGUCUCCGUUGAGACUACCCCGGACCUCACAACCGCCCUCGCCGAGGAUGUUCAGCUGACAGCUUCUGCCAAUGAUGACGGUUACGAGAGCGAUCUCACCGUCUACUCCGAUACAGACAUGGAGAUCCUCAAUGGGAAAUACAAGUGGUUUGCGGCCAUCGAAAUUCCGCCGAAGCCCAUCAAUCCCGACCCCCUCUCUCUUCCGCAGGUCCCCGAAGGGAUUCGCUGGCCAAAUGAUCAUCUCGUCGAGCACACCUUCAUUGACCCGAAGAUGGAAAUGCGAUGCAUUUGCCAAAAUCCCAAUUGCAAUGUCCCGUUCAUCUACAAAAACGAAGACGAUUUUCGGUUUCUUAACCAUAUUCCGCGAUGUUGUCCUCGUUGCGAACGGCACUCCAAAAUUUACGGAUUGGUCUGGCCGAAGACCAUCCUCAAAUCCGACGACUCCGAGGUUCGAGUCAUGAAUCCGGAAGAUGUGGAAAGGUCGGUAAAUUUGGCACAGCACAAGAAGGAUCUGAGGAUGAUUGAGGAGUGGAGAGUCGAGAAUAUACUGAAGGAGGUGUUUAAGAAGAAUUUACGAAGGGAGAACCGGAAGUUGGAGAAGAGGAGAAAGAAGGAGCGGAAGGCAAGGGGCUCCCCAGCUGUUGAAGCUUAG
Molecule: messenger RNA, 1734 nt
Organism: Orbilia oligospora ATCC 24927
Lineage: Eukaryota; Fungi; Ascomycota; Orbiliomycetes; Orbiliales; Orbiliaceae
Exons: 4
Coding region: 1-1734 (577 amino acids)
Cellular component (GO): nucleus
Molecular function (GO): histone H4K20 methyltransferase activity; protein binding
Source: RefSeq, a predicted model, not a curated record